CCCUCUUCUCACGUGAAAUUCCCCCUAUUUCUUUGCGAAGCUAUAUCUGUCCUCGAUCCAUCCCUCUCUUGUCAACAUCAAUCCCUAAUCAAUUCAGAAGUAAUAAAUUCAUUUCAUCAUGGCACCAAUCCUCCCUCCAGAUCUCAACGCACCAUUUCAGGAUCCCAAAAUCGUACAAUUGCGCACCUCCAAAAUGAAAACGAUGCGGGACCUCUCAAUCAGCACUGGCAUCUACAAGCAGCCGCGCAGCGACCGCGUUUUCUGCUCCUUCACGGGCCUCGAGAGCGACGAGCAUGAUCUCACAUUCCACGGCGGCGUCGACAAAGCCGUGCACCAGUACUUCCCGGCGCACUACGCCUCCUGGGCCUCUGAAUUUCCAGCGCGGCGAGAGGCCUUCGAAAUCGGCGGGUUUGGGGAGAAUCUCGUGUGCUCGGGCGGCAUGAACGAGCGCAAUGUCUGCAUUGGCGACAUCUUCCGGGUGGGCGCUGAAAGGGACGGCGUGUAUUUGCAAGUGAGCCUGCCGCGGCAACCGUGCUUCAAACUCAAUCAUCGUUUUGGGAUCAAGGGCUUUGCGGCCCAGACGUGGAAGAAGAGCCGCACGGGGUGGUACUACCGCGUGCUUCGGGAAGGCUGGAUGCAGGUGGGCGAUUCGAUGGUGCUUGUGGAAAGGAAAUAUCCUGAGUGGACGAUCGAGCGGAUCCAGGAGUACCUUCACCGCGAUACGAAGAACCUGGGGAAGCUGGAGGAGCUGCAAAGGAUAGAUGAGUUUGGGAACGAGUGUAAACGUGCAUUCAAGUCUAUGAUUGCGAGUUUGAGACAAGAAAUGGAAAACAGUCAGAAAGCCAAGGAGCCAGAGAAAUGGGAGGAGUUCGAAGUCGUAGAGAAGGAAGCACAGACGAACAGGAUCAUCUCUCUUGUUCUGAAGAAGGAGAGCGAGGGCGAGGGCGAGGGAGAGAAACUCGAUCCUGGCUGCUUUGUGAGAUUAAAGCUUCCGAAUGGUCUUAUUAGACCCUACUCCAUCGUUGGAGGCAACACCCACCGUUUCGAACUCGGCAUCGCACUCGAGGAUGAGAGUCGAGGCGGCUCUCACUACCUUUACCACAGCCUGAAGACAGGCGACAAGCUCCUCGUGGGGAAAAUAACUCCCAGCGUGCCCAUCAAAGAAGGAGCCUCAAACCACAUCUUCAUCGCUGGCGGCAUCGGGAUCACUGCCUUCCUGGCGCACAUGGAUAUGUACAACCAGAUCAACUACAACAUGGAGCUGCACUACGCGGUGCGCUCCGCACAUGAUAUCCCCUUCAAGUCCCAGCUUCGGAAAUUCGGAGACCGCGUUAGGAUCUAUGAUGCCGAGAUGGGGCAGCGGAUGGAUAUCCCUCGGAUCCUCGCGGGGCGGAAAUGGAAUAGCAGUAUCUAUGUCUGUGGACCACAGCGCAUGAUAGACGACGCAGUGCGAGCUUCCAACGCGUGUGGAAUGGCCCAGGACGAGAUCCAUUACGAAGCUUUCCAGAUAGCGACCUCGGGCGAUCCCUUCACGGUCGAGCUGAAGCGAUCCAAACAAGUGCUGGAGGUAGGCGGGCAAACGACAUUAUUGGAAACGUUAAGAAGUGCGGGGUUGGAUAUAGAUUCUAGUUGUGAGACGGGCAAUUGUGGCACGUGUAGAGUGGAGGUUUGCGCUGGGAAGGUGGAACAUAGGGGGAGUGCGCUGGGGCAGGAGGAUAAGAGGGUUGCGAUGUUGAGUUGUGUUUCGAGGGGGGUGGGGCGGAUCGUUAUUGAUUUUUGAGGUUUUUAUGUUGAGUUGGAAAGCGCUUUAUCCUUCUAUGUUAAUAAACUAUAUCUUGGGAGCAGGGUUAUAUAUAUGCAAUAGAGUGGUACAUGGCCGGAAGUGAACAAAUAAUGAAGAACAUGAAGCACUGUUUAGUCUAUGGUAGAGAUUCCCCCCUUGGUCCAAAGCAGGC
Molecule: messenger RNA, 1955 nt
Organism: Amorphotheca resinae ATCC 22711
Lineage: Eukaryota; Fungi; Ascomycota; Leotiomycetes; Helotiales; Amorphothecaceae
Exons: 1
Coding region: 119-1780 (553 amino acids)
Molecular function (GO): pyridoxal phosphate binding; 2 iron, 2 sulfur cluster binding; oxidoreductase activity
Source: RefSeq, a predicted model, not a curated record